ACCGCGCAUGCGCUAGAAUUCUCACAAACUGGGAUCACAGCGAGCGACUUCCCUUUCCUGUAGGAGUCUCCUAGUGGCAUCCCAUAACGUUGACUCGUAAUUCAACCGCAACGUUAAAAUGUCAGGAGGUCUGGACGUGUUGGCCCUCAAGGAGGACGACGUGACGAAAAUGUUGGCCGCCGGCACCCACUUGGGUGCCGAAAACGUCAACUUUCAGAUGGAGCAGUAUGUCUACAAAAAGAGAGUCGAUGGCGCUGGUGUAAACGUCAUCAAUCUCCGACACACCUGGGAGAAGCUGCUGCUCGCAGCUCGCGCCAUCGUCGCCAUUGAGCACCCCAGCGAGGUCUUCGUCAUCAGCUGCCGCCACUCGGGCCAGAGAGCCGUGCUGAAGUUUGCGGCUCACACCGGCGCCACCCCCAUCGCCGGGCGCUUCACCCCGGGUGCGUUCACCAAUCAGAUCCAGGCCGCGUUCCGUGAACCGCGCUUGCUGAUCGUCACGGACCCGUCCACCGACCAUCAGCCCAUCACCGAGGCGAGCUACGUGAAUAUUCCAGUUAUCGCAUUCUGCAACACCGACUCGCCGCUGCGCUUCGUGGACAUAGCCAUUCCGUGCAACACCAAGAGUCUGCACACAGUCGGCUUGAUGUGGUGGCUGCUCGCCAGGGAGGUGCUGCGCCUGAGGGGAUCUAUCCCGCGCGAGACCAAGUGGGACGUGGUGGUCGAUCUCUUCUUCUACCGAGAUCCCGAAGAGGCGGAGAAGGAGGAACAGGCCGCGAAGGAGAUCGCGCCGGUGGUGAAGGAGUUCACGGGUCCGGUGGAGACCGCUCCUGCUCCGGAACCCGGCUGGGUGAACGAGGUCGAGCCGGCGGCUGCCGUGACCACCGAGAACUGGGCCGAUGACGUAGCACCGCCGGCAGCAGCUCCUGUUCCUGCUGCACCCACCGCCCCCGCGCCGGCGUUCCAAGCCAGCGGUGAUUGGGCUGCCCAGCCCCCAGAGGAGUGGACGACACCAGUGGCAGCUCCCGCCACGCAAAGCUGGGGAGGUGCGAGCAGCGAGAAGUGGUAAUCUUGUUGCUUACCGAUAUCUCGAGGACAACAUACACUUUGUACAAUGUAACAAAACCCUUUGAGACAAA
Molecule: messenger RNA, 1136 nt
Organism: Vollenhovia emeryi
Lineage: Eukaryota; Metazoa; Arthropoda; Insecta; Hymenoptera; Formicidae
Gene: sta
Product: 40S ribosomal protein SA
Exons: 6
Coding region: 119-1066 (315 amino acids)
Biological process (GO): ribosomal small subunit assembly; cytoplasmic translation
Cellular component (GO): 90S preribosome; ribosome; cytosolic small ribosomal subunit
Molecular function (GO): structural constituent of ribosome
Source: RefSeq, a predicted model, not a curated record